This is a messenger RNA of Morone saxatilis (striped sea-bass), 3352 nucleotides long. RefSeq names its product docking protein 1b (gene dok1b). The transcript is spliced from 5 exons. The coding region runs from base 298 to 2355 and encodes 685 amino acids. The record is from RefSeq and is a predicted model, not a curated record. Gene Ontology annotation, cellular component: cytoplasm. NCBI's taxonomy places the organism in Eukaryota, Metazoa, Chordata, Actinopteri, Moronidae. Gene Ontology annotation, biological process: positive regulation of MAPK cascade; cell surface receptor protein tyrosine kinase signaling pathway.
GAGGAGUGAGAGGCGACAGAUAGGCGACUCACAGACAACAUUUGGACGUUAGUUAACUUUGUCCGGACCACCCAGCGACUGUUUGGACCUUUUCUUAUUUCCACCAUGACACCCUGAGCGAGCGGGAGCUGCGUUUGAAAGGCUGGGGAGCGGGAGACAGAGAAGAGGGGAAGUUGUUGGGGGAUAUAGGAAAAAUAAACCCCCCAAAAAAAAAAAAAAAAAAGUGAUUUUCCUGCGACAAGUUCAAGUCAAAUUUCUUCUUUCUAGAGGAAGGGUGGCCCUGGACUGUUGGGGGGCAUGGACACCCACGUCAAGGAGGGACAACUGUAUGUGCAGCAUCAAAAGUUUGGGAAGAAAUGGAAGAAGAACUGGUUCGUCCUGUACCCCGCCAGCCAAAACGGCAUCGCCCGCCUGGAGUUCUAUGACUCACCCUCGGGCGGAGGGGGUGGGGCUGGCGGAGGCUCUGGAAGCGGGUCCAAUGAGAAGACCAGAAAGCUUGACAAGAAGAUCAUCCGCCUGUCUGAGUGCAUUUCCAUCCUGCCGGCGCUGACGGAGAGCUGUCCCAAAGACAAUAUGGCAGCGUUCUGUGUGGAGACCAACGACAAGACGCACGUGUUUGCUGCAGAGAAGAACGCCGCCAAGGAUUGGAUGGAUACCAUGUGCGACAUUGCAUUUCAGGGAGGAGGCGGCACCAGUACUGCUGCAGACUCUAAUGGUGGAGUGCAGGACCUGCAGAUGUCUGAAAACCUCAUCUACUACUCCAGAGAGGAGGUCAACGAGUUCUGGGUGAGCGUUCAGCGCACCGAGGCGUCGGAGCGCUGCGGGCUGACAGGGAGCUACUGGCUUAAAGCGGAGAAUGACAUCUUAAUCUUGAAGGAUCCAAAGACCAAGAAGAAAGUCCUGGUGUGGCCCUACAAGCUGCUGAGGAGAUACGGGCGAGACCGGGUGAUGUUUUCGUUCGAGGCGGGCCGCCGCUGUGACUCGGGUCCCGGUAACUUCACCUUUGAGACCAAGCAGGGCAACGAGAUCUUCAUGCUGGUGGACCAGUCCAUCCAGUCGCAGAAGGUACAGGCUGAGGAGCGCCACCUCAGCUUUGACCCAGAGUGCCCUGGCUCACUGCAGCACAUACGCAACGCCGUUCCUAGUGGCGGGACGGCGGGAAGCGGAGACAACAGCAGCUGCAGCAGCCGGGAGGCCGACGGCGAUUCAGGCGGCAGCAAACCGGGCUCUGCUGAUGGCGUGCUCGGGAAGAGAGAGGGUGGAGAUGGAGGAGGAGGAGGAGGAGGAUGGGGGCAAGGAGCUGCAGGAGGAAUCAAAGGGAGGAGUUUACCAGAACCACCAGCCAUGUUGACGGUUUUGGGAGGAGGGGGGACUCCUCCAAAGUCUCCCAGGGUGCAGGCGACAGCAAAAGGUCUUUCCUCAGCUGAUGAACAGGCAGGUCUUUAUUCAGAACCAGCAGAUUCAGUCCGCCUGCCUCUGACUGCCUCCGACUGCCUCUACUCCGACCCAGUGGACAGCAUCAAGGCUCAAAGCCAAACUAGCAACCCAUCCACCCUUCCAGUGCCCACCCCACGCCUCCGACCGGUAGGGGACGAGGCUUCAGGAGGUGGCGUCCAAGGGGAUCACCACCAUGUCGGCAGCAACCCCAGGAAGCAAUCGGACCUGUACUCACACGUGUACGACCGGAUCAGCCUGGAGCUGAACCAGAAAACGAUCGCGCUGAGUUUAAACGGGGCCACAGGGGGAGGAAGAGGGGGAGGAAGAGGCGUGAACAGUAACAGGCGACCACCAGGAAUCCAAGCAGAAGGAGCUUCGCCACCUCCUGGUCCUCCGGAGCACAUAUACGAUGAACCGGAGGGUUGCGCCAAAGGAAUUGCUGGCAUGUUGGCUAAUUCAGGGAUGAGUAUUUACGACGAGGCCCGUUUGGAGCCCCACAGCCAGAGGAGACAGGAAGAGGUGACAGCCCCGUCAGGACCGGAGGGAAAUUACAGCACCCCCUCCCACAAACACUCUCCCCCGCAGCUGGGCCCGAGCCGGGGCACACCGCAUCCUCCGGCCCCGAGGUGGCCCAAACCCACAACCGCCCCCAAGCCGAGCAGGAGCCCUUUCGCUCGGAAGGAGCCGGUGCCACUUCCCCCUGGGAAACAUGGAGGUCCUGGCAAUAAUGUGAACAACAACAACAACAAUAUUUGGGGAGGAGGAGGAGGAGGGGGGGGAGGAGGAGGAGGCGGAAGGGAGCUGUACAGCAAAGUGUCAAAACAGAAACCUCCAUCUGCUAAUUCGUGGUACAGCCAGCACCACCAGGCGCCGCUGAGAUCACGUGAUAUCAUCUACGACAACUUGGGAGAUAUUUGACAUCCUUCUUGUUUCUACAGGGACCAAAAUGAAACGUUAACCCCAUUUGUGAAAGAAAAAGGCUGAAAAGCAAACUUUCAGUCAAUGCCUUUCUUCUUACAGUUUCUGUAAGCACAUUUCUUCCAUCUGUGGACUGGAAUAAUUAUUUGAGACAGUCGAUUCAUUUCGAGUAGAUUAGCUCACAACUAUGAGAAAACCACAUAACGGCUGCAUUCUGAAACACGGAGUGCAACUAUUGUAAGGCCACCCUCUGUGUGUGUUUGUGUGUGUGUGUUUGAGAAAGAGAGAGUUUGCUUGGUCAAACCCAUAAUUGGAGUACCAAUCCACAGUGUGGUUGGAACCAGCCACUUCACUUGAACACACACACACACACAGAGAAACAGUUAGGAUUUGCCAAAAGGAGCUCGGCCUAGAGGGUUUACUUUAACAAGCUGAGACCGCGGCUUGGCUCUUCGUUUAUAAAAUGUCUGCCGUGCUUAUGAAGUGAGCGGGAAACAUGUUUUUGCACUGCUGCUUUUGUGUUUCUCUGCAAUGUGAGACAAUGUGACAGCCAGGAGUUACGGUUUGACAGGUUUGGAGUAUCUUUGCCAAAAGGAGCUCGCGUGUUUGUGUUUUCCGGGCUGAUGUGUCACCCUUGAGCCCAAUGAAAUAGGGAGACUACAACAUUGUCAGCCCAGGACACUAAUAUGCCACAUGGGUGCAUCUUAGGAUCCACCGAGACAAACAUCAAUGCUACUGUUUGGGAGGAAGCAUGAACAAUGGGACUUGGAGACCCCGUUUGGGUCUUGGAGACAGACAUAAAUGGGCCAUAAAGGGGCCAUGGGGGUCACAUGGUCCUCAUGUGGCCAAUAAAUUCCGACUUCCUGCACAAGAUAAUAUUAUUUGAAUCCUUUACGUUUCUAUGUACAGACAGACUAAAUAUAAAACUAAUCAGUUCUCUGCAAUAUGUCGGUGUGUGUAUGUAUGUCAAAAACAGCUGUGCUGUCUGUAAAUAUAA